Molecule: messenger RNA, 2977 nt
Organism: Melanotaenia boesemani (Boeseman's rainbowfish)
Lineage: Eukaryota; Metazoa; Chordata; Actinopteri; Atheriniformes; Melanotaeniidae
Gene: gsna
Product: gelsolin a
Exons: 16
Coding region: 161-2353 (730 amino acids)
Biological process (GO): actin filament severing; barbed-end actin filament capping; actin polymerization or depolymerization
Cellular component (GO): cytoplasm; actin cytoskeleton
Molecular function (GO): phosphatidylinositol-4,5-bisphosphate binding; actin filament binding
Source: RefSeq, a predicted model, not a curated record
UCCCAUCCCAGGCCGAGAGCAGAAGCUGCGGCUCUGUGCUCUGCUUCCACGCCGACUCGACGCCUCUCUUCUCCCGCUGCAGCUUUGAAGCUCUAUCCGCGGCUCACCCAGGUCCACACCGGUCCAUCCGUCUAUCCCACAACCUCCAUAUUCAGACAGGAUGGCAGCGCACCACCCACAGUUUGAGCAGGCCGGAAAGAACCCAGGCCUUCAGGUGUGGAGGGUGGAGAACUUCGACUUGGUGCCUGUUCCCAAGAAUCUCUAUGGGGGAUUUUACACCGGAGAUGCCUACCUCAUCCUCAACACCAUCAAACAGCGCUCUGGGAACCUGCAGUACGACCUCCACUUCUGGCUGGGGGAUUUUUGCACCCAGGAUGAGAGCGGCUCGGCAGCCAUCUUCACCGUCCAAAUGGACGACUUCCUGGGGGGGAAACCCAUUCAGUACCGUGAGGUGCAGGGACAUGAGUCCAAAACCUUUCUGGGCUACUUCAAGUCUGGAAUCAAAUACAUGAAAGGGGGUGUGGCAUCUGGAUUCAAGCAUGUCGUCACCAAUGAGGUGACAGUGCAGCGAGUGCUUCAGAUCAAAGGUCGCCGUGUUGUCAGGGCAACUGAGGUACCCGUCAGCUGGGACAGCUUCAACCAGGGAGACUGUUUCAUCCUGGACCUGGGAGAUGAGAUUUAUCAGUGGUGUGGCUCUGGGAGCAACCGCUUUGAGAAACUGAAGGCUACUCAGGUUGCCAAGGGUAUCCGUGACAGCGAGCGCAGCGGGAGAGCUCGAGUGUAUGUCUGUGAUGAGGGGGUGGAGAGAGAGAAGAUGUUGGAGGUUUUAGGUCCCAAACCAGAUCUGCCGCCUGGCGCCUCUGAUGACGUCACAGCUGAUGUUUCAAACAGGAAGAUGGCGAAACUCUACAAGGUGUCGAAUGCCAGCGGCGGCAUGUCCAUCGCUCUGGUGGCAGCAGAGAACCCGUUCGCCCAAAGUGCCCUGGAGUCUGGUGACUGCUUUAUUCUGGACCACGGCUCAGACGGCAAGAUCUUCGUCUGGAAAGGCAAAGACGCCAACAUGGACGAGCGAAAGGCAGCAAUGAAGGCAGCCGACGAGUUCAUCAAGAAGAUGGGUUACCCCAAACAGACACAGAUUCAGAUCCUGCCAGAGAUGGGCGAGACGCCACUCUUCAAGCAGUUCUUCAAAAACUGGCGGGAUAAAGAUCAGACAGAGGGCCUGGGCGUGGCCUACAUCGCUAACAGCAUUGCCAAGAUCGAGAAGGUGCCUUUCGACGCAGCCAGCCUUCACGAGUCCUCUGCUAUGGCUGCCCAGCAUGGGAUGGUGGAUGAUGGCAGUGGAGACAAACAGAUCUGGCGUAUUGAGGGAUCUGAUAAGGUUCCAGUGGAUCCAUCCACAUUUGGACAGUUUUACGGAGGAGACAGUUACAUUAUUCUGUAUAACUACCGUCAUGGAGGACGUCAGGGACACAUCAUCUACAUGUGGCAGGGGAUGGACUCCAGUCGGGAUGAAAUCGGGGCCUGUGCGAUCCUCAGCGCCAAGCUGGAUGAGGAGCUCGGUGGCGGUCCUUUGCAGGUGAGGGUGGUGCAGGGGAAGGAGCCGGCCCACCUGAUGAGUCUGUUUGGAGGAAAGCCCAUGGUGGUUUACAAGGGAGGAACUUCCAGAGAUGGAGGUCAGUCUGCUCCCGCAGAUAUCCGACUCUUCCAGGUGCGCUCUACCUCUGCAGGACACAGCAGAGCCGUGGAGCUUGACGCAGUGGCAUCCAACCUGAACUCCAAUGAUGCUUUCGUCCUUGUGACCCCCGAUGGCAGCUUCCUGUGGGUGGGAGUGGGUGCCAGUGACACGGAGAAACAGGGAGCUCAGCAACUGUGUGACGUUCUGGGAGUGUCGGCCUCUGAACUGUCUGAGGGAGGAGAGACUGAUCAGUUCUGGGGAGUUCUGGGUGGGAAGACAGAAUAUCGCACCUCCACCAGACUCAAGGACAAGAUGGACGCUCAUCCACCCCGACUGUUUGCCUGCUCCAAUAAGACUGGAAACUUCAUUAUUGAAGAGGUACCAGGGGAGAUGACUCAAGAUGACCUUGCUACUGAUGAUGUCAUGAUCCUUGAUACAUGGGAGCAGGUGUUUGUCUGGAUUGGAAAUGAAGCCCAGGAGGAGGAGAAGACUGAAGCCAUGGCAUCUGCUGUCCGUUACAUCGAGACGGACCCGGCCCACAGAGACCCCCGGACGCCCAUCGUCAAAAUCAAGCAGGGCUUCGAGCCGCCAACGUUCACCGGCUGGUUCAUGGGCUGGGACCACGACUACUGGACCACUGACCCACUGGAGCGUGUCAUGGCAGAGCUGGCCCUGUGAGCGCUCACCGGACCUCAAUGCCUUCACCUUUGACCCCUCUGCUGUGCUGCAAACACUCAACUAGCAAGACUUCUUUUUUUUUUUUGUUGAAUCUGCCAGUACACACUUAGUUUCACUAAAUGCACGUUUUCACGUUACAGUAGUGCCUUCAGAUGUGUUAUGCUACCAGCCAGUAGAAACAGAGUUUGGAGAUAGAUUUAGUUUGUUUUGCACUAAAUAUAAACCAAAACAAUUUUAUACUUUGACUAUAGAUCAUGAAAUAUAGCCAUACAGGAAGACAGUUUAAAGGUGGGUGUGCUGAACUCACUGCCAAGAAACCACAGCUUAGGACUACAAAUGAUACCUUAAUACAGUGGUUCCCAACCUGGGGUCCCCUAAAGAGCACAGGGGGUCCCCUGAGGCUUUGACUGUUCAGUGUGAUUUAAAUUAAAGACAUGUCCACACACAGACAAGUUGAGGUGUAUUAACAUAUUUGUUUAUCAUUUGGGUGUUGCAUUCAUAUGGAACCAGUGUUUUCGGAGGCUGAAAACAUGAAGUUUGCACCAUUAAAAAAAAACAACAAAAAAAAAACCUUAUAUGUUAAUUGCCUUAACUUUGUCCACAGCUUUUUGGUAGUUGCAUUAA